This is a messenger RNA of Fomitopsis serialis, 825 nucleotides long. RefSeq lists its product as uncharacterized. The record is from RefSeq and is a predicted model, not a curated record. Bases 1 to 825 code for a protein of 274 amino acids. The transcript has a single exon. Lineage: Eukaryota; Fungi; Basidiomycota; Agaricomycetes; Polyporales; Fomitopsidaceae.
AUGACUACGCCGUUGGGUUCUACUAUGGGGUCGGCCGGCCCGUCAAAGUCGGAUGAAGGCCACAGCGAAUCUAUAACGAUUAUCUCUGCGUCGCGCAAGGCUCGUGCUUUGAGCAUCGAUCUCUCUCCAGCUUCUCUCCAGCCUCCGGUCCGUCAUGAGCGUCGCCACUCGCAGCCUACGACGUCUCUCCGCACGGACGAGGAUUGGGCCAAGGACGUCCGUUGGCUUGUCCCCCCUGGUUCCGCGCCCACCACACCCAGUCGCUCCAAGCCACCACCCAACGCGGACUCGCCCGUUCGCAUUGCCCGGCCUCUUCACCCGGAUCUCCUCCCUCCUCUUCCGGCAGACGCGCUCCAGAUCCCUGCGCCUCACCAACUCGAGCGCCAGGCGUUCCCGGACCUUACCUCCGUCGCGGGCCCGGCCCGUCCACGGCCCAUCGUCCCCAAGGAGCAGCGGAACAGCCGACACUCCUCGAACCGGCACUCGAAGACGCGCAUGAGCGCGCUCUGGGAGGAGGACGAGAGUGAGUACUCGGACUACGGGCAAGCAGCGCGGAUGUCAGUAGGGCGAGUACGCCCGCGCCGACGCCGUUGGGAAGCUACAUGGCGUGCGCAGCUCGACGCCGCCGAUGGAUGGGGUUAUGCGGGGAUGGGCGCGACGAGCGGGCCCGUCGUCACCUCGGGCGUAGGCGCUGUGGGCCAUGGCCCGCUCCACCCAGAGUUCAGGAGCUCGCUGCACCGCCGGCCGUCCAUGUCUGAAUCGGACCUGCUCGACCGGUUCAAGCGCGAGCCUGAGCCGCCCUCCCGACGGAGUCGCCCGAUAUGA